Galleria mellonella (greater wax moth) is the source of this 8500-nucleotide messenger RNA. Its product is annotated as E3 ubiquitin-protein ligase MARCHF6. Gene Ontology annotation, molecular function: zinc ion binding. Gene Ontology annotation, cellular component: endoplasmic reticulum membrane. Lineage: Eukaryota; Metazoa; Arthropoda; Insecta; Lepidoptera; Pyralidae. The record is from RefSeq and is a predicted model, not a curated record. Bases 158 to 2764 code for a protein of 868 amino acids. The transcript has 11 exons.
AGUAGCUGUGGCUGGUCACACUUUACAUGUCGUUCGCAAACAAAAUAGACUUUUAUCAUCAAUUUAUUGUCUAGAAUCUUUUGUAUUUAUUUGUUAUUUGUUAAUUUCUUGGUUGAGAUUGUUUAACAAGCAGAGAAACUGGAUUGAACCAUACAUAAUGAUGGACUCGGAUUCUUCCGGCGCAGACUUCUGCAGAUUCUGCCGUUCGGAAGCUUCGUCUGAUCGACCUUUAUUCCAUCCGUGUAUCUGCACGGGCUCAAUAAAAUGGAUACAUCAAGAGUGUCUAGUACAAUGGAUGCGAUACUCACGUAAAGAAAUCUGCGAAUUGUGCGGUCAUCGCUUUUCUUUUAUGCCCAUUUAUUCUCCCGAUAUGCCGCGUAGACUGCCUAUUCGGGACGUGGUUGGCGGUCUCGUGACUUCUGUGGCUUCAGCAGUUAAAGAUUGGCUGCAUUAUACUCUUGUUGCCAUCGCUUGGCUAGGUAUUGUUCCUCUGACAGCUUGUAGGACCUAUAGAUGUCUAUUCUCGGGUUCCCUGGACCCAGUGAUAUCUUUGCCAUUCGACAUUGUGUCAGCAGAAAACCUUGCUAAAGAUGUUUUCUCUGGUUGCUUUGUUGUGACAUGCACUUUGUUCUCAUUUAUUGGUCUUGUCUGGCUAAGGGAGCAAAUUAUGCACGGAGGAGGACCAGAUUGGAUGGAAAGAGAGAAUUUACCAGUGGCUCCACCUGAAGAUGCACCCUUACCUAAUAACAAUAAUGAACGUGCGAAUGAUGCAGCCGGAGAGGAUAUUGCUAGAGAUGAGAAUGGAGAAGGUGUAGAAGAUCCAUUAGUUGGUGAUGAAGCGAAUUGGAAUCCUAUGGAAUGGGAUCGUGCUGCGGCUGAAGAAUUAACAUGGGCUCGACUUUUGGGUUUAGAUGGGUCUAUGGUAUUUUUAGAACAUGUUUUCUGGGUAGUGUCACUGAAUACACUCUUCAUAGUGGUGUUUGCAUUUUGUCCUUACCACAUUGGAAGGUUGGGUGCGGCAUUAGCUGGAUUGACAGCUGAGGGUCCUUUUGCUGGCCCAUUGACUGCACUAGCUGGUUAUGUGUUGGUAGGAGCUAUUCUAGCAGUCUUUCAUGGAGUUGCUUCAUUAUUACGUCUUAGGAGUGCAAAAAAAGCACUGGGAUUUUGUUAUGUUGUAGUGAAAGUGGCCCUGCUCUCUGUUGUGGAGAUUGGAGUAAUCCCACUGGUAUGUGGUUGGUGGCUGGACCUAUGCUCCCUUUCGAUGUUUGAUGCUACACUCAAAGACCGUGAGGCGAGCCUCCAGGCUGCACCUUGGACUCUCAUGUUCAUUCACUGGCUAGUUGGAAUGGUCUAUGUUUAUUACUUUGCAUCAUUUAUUCUUCUACUGAGAGAGGUUCUGAGGCCAGGAGUAUUAUGGUUCUUGAAGAAUUUAAAUGACCCCGACUUCAGUCCUGUGCAGGAAAUGAUACACUUAUCCGUCUGGUCGCAUAUUCGCCGCCUUGUAGUCUCUGCUAUGAUUUUUGGCACUGCUGUUUUGUUCAUGCUAUGGCUGCCAAUCAGAGUAAUUAAGUAUGUGCUUCCUGGUUUCCUGCCGUACGCCGUCGCUGUCCACACUGAAGCACCUGUCAAUGAGUUGAGCUUAGAAUUACUUCUGUUACAGGUGAUCCUGCCGGCGUUGUUAGAGCAGUCGCACACGCGGACGUGGCUGAAGGCGGCGCUGCGCGCGUGGUGCGUGUGCGCGGCGGGCGUGCUGGGGCUGCGCUCGUACCUGCUGGGCGAGCUGCGCGAUCACCCACACCACGCGCCGCACCAGCCGCACCCGCCGCAUCCACCGCACCCGCCGCCGCUGCAGCUCGGCGCCGCGCACCAGGCGCUGAUGCGCCGCGACGGCCCGGCCGGCUACGAGCCAUACGUCCGCGCAGCGUGGUUCCCGCUGCGGCUCGCGGCGCUGCUCGCGCUUGUCGCCGCCUCCCUUGUACUGGCCAGUGCUAUGACGCUCGUAAUACCUGUUGCAAUUGGUAGAAAAGUUAUGGCUUUAUGGCUGCCUAAGGCAUCAGAAGGUGUACAUGAAUUGUACACUGCUGCUUGUGGCAUGUACGCAUGCUGGGCGCUGGGCCGCGGCGGCGGGCUGGCGGCGGGCUGGGCGCGCGGCGGCCGGGCUGCGCUGGCGUCCCGCGCCGCCCUGUGGGCGCGCCGGGCCGCGCGCGCCGCGCUCGCUGCGCUUGCCUUGCUGGGCCUCGUGCCGCUCAUGUUUGGCCUGCUGUUAGAACUGGUACUUGUAAUCCCACUUCGCGUGCCGCUAGAGCAGUCGCCCGUCCUGUUCAUAUGGCAGGACUGGGCGCUAGGCGUGCUCUAUACCAAGAUCGUGUGCGCGCUCACCAUGAUGGGCCCCGACUGGAGCAUGCGCCGCGCCAUCGAGAAGGCCUACCGUGACGGGAUCAGGGAGAUGGAUUUAAAGUUCAUACUGCGGUCGGUGGCGGCGCCGAUCGUGUGCUGGCUGGGGCUGGCGCUGGCCGUGCCGUACGCGUUCGCGCACAGCGUGGCGCCGCUGGUGGUGACGUCGGCGGCGCAGCGCAACCUGCUGGCGCGCCGCGUCUACCCCGCGCUCCUGCUCAUCGCCGUGCUGUGCGGCCUCACCACCUUCCAGAUACGGCAAUUCCGCAAGUUGUACGAGCACAUAAAGAACGACAAGUACCUAGUGGGACAACGGCUAGUCAACUACGACCACCGGCGGCACAAGCAGGCUAGCGCGGUUACCAACUAGAUACCAUCGGUUCAGGCACGUGAGAGAGGCUAAUUGUUAAAAGGCGGCGACUGAUCUGUAGUGCAUAGUAGACAAAAGAAGUGGCGACUAGGAGACAUUUGAAAAUUAACUUUAGCAAUUUGAGUAUACGGCUUAAAUGUAUAUAACUAAAUGGCUUGCCAAGUAAAGCGAUACCUUGCGAUUUUUUUCUUUUCCUCAAUUCCGUUCCUUUGGUUCGCACUGGUUUGGUUACUCGUAGCAUAAUAAAAUAUAAUGCUAUGCUAUGGCCAUAAUCUGCAAUUAUGGCCAUAGUGGGCCAUUACAAGUUACCAUCAUGUCAAAGCAUAAUCAUUGAUCUACAAUCUUAUUUUCUCUUCUAAAAUACAUGAGAAUUCAUGCAUUUAAUAUUGCAUGUGUCCACACAUUAGGCGAUCUCUCAUCCGGUACAAUUUACAGUGAGAAAUCGAUUGUAAAUAAAAUUCUCUUAAUAAAAAUAGACAAAUGUUAUGUGUACUGAAGUGUUAUGCUUCCAUAUGCAUUAUUAAUACAAAUGCCUGCACACGUAGAAGCGUGUGGGAACCACUAUAAAUUGAUCAUUAAGCCUACAUUCAGAAUAAAGUUUUGAUUAUAGUUCGUUUACGGUCCAAUUAUGGCCUAAUAAAAUAUUAUUUAUCACAUAAGAAAAUAUGUGUGUAUUCAUACUAUCUAUAACAGUCAAGUUUCAGAUAUGAUCAAAUUCGUGGUCAUAUUUACUUGACAAUAUUUUACCAGACUGAGAUUGGACAGAAAAUGAACCGUGAUCGACAUAGUAGAUAUAAGCCUAAAGGUUUAUUCCACACUAACUGAUAAGUUGUGAUGGUGGAAUGAUGCGACAAGUCAUAGUUUACGUUAUUUUAGUAAAUACUCGUUACGAAUGUUACAAUAAAAUGUCAGAUCAGUCGCUAGCUUAAGAGGCCUAACUAAUAAAGGCAACGUCACGAUCUCCAUACUUUUGUGGUUCUUUAUUAUUGUUUAAUACAGGGAUUUAUUGUUCACAAACUUAUUUGCAGUUACGUUAAAAUUGGUAAAUUUUCAUAACUGUAACAAUUUGUUAACGUCCCAUUUCUUGGUAUGCACGUUUAUUUAUAAAAAAGGGCUAUAAUAACCUCAUCUAUGGGGUCAGAAUGCUUUACGAAUAGCCUACUAUUAGCACGGUGUAGUUUUAUUAUAUAUAGUCUAUCUUCUCCAAUACUGUGCUUUAUUCCUUUAAUCGUCUCCUAUGUCGCUCUGAACCCAUAGACAAGAUACAAACGAAUCUAUCGAUAGAAUCGCUUCGGUCAGCAUUCACAUGAGAAAGAACAAGACAGCACAUGUCACCAUUUCAUUCUAUCUCAUGGACUUGUUAACUACAAUGAUUCUAUGAAUAGAUUCGUGUGUAUUAUAUAUUUGUUUUAAAGCGGUAACAUUGUAUACGUACUCUGUUACUAUACGAAAGAUAUUUAAUCAUGACAGAGUGCAUAUUUAGAAAUUUCAUAUUAAUAUUCUGUAUAAAGUAAAAAUAAUGAAAGACCGCAAAGUUUAGAGGUCUUGACGCUGUGAUAUUUAUUAGAGAGGAUCUUUGAAUGUUUAUGUAUUUAAUUAAAUCUUAUUAAUAAAAUGUUUAUAUUCGUAUUGUCGGCAAUCAGUACGUAAGUGAGGGGCAGUGAUAUUAUUGUUUGCACCCUUUUAAAUCAAUGUUACAAUGGUGUAUUCAAGUUUUCUUUUUUAUAUAUUAAUCCUUCCAAAUUGGGAGUCAAGUGUGAUGUGAUUUUCAGAUUAUUUAAUUUACAUAAAACUUUUAUUAACGAUUUUUUUUAAAUUUAAUAUAGGUUUAUAAGGGUGUACAAUUAACUGAAUAUGUGAUUUUAUUGUGUUUUUUUAAGAAUCAUAUUGACGGAGCGCUAUUAACUGGGCACCUUAUAGAUACAUAGUCUAUUGUUACCGUGUUCGGUAUAAUGAUUAUAUUUUCUUGUAUUUGUUGAAAAAAUAUAUGUUAAUUGACCAUUUUGGGUGCACCAAUAUACAUACAUUAGUAUAAAAUUUAUACGUAAGUUAUUAGCAAAAUACCAAACAUGAGAAUAUUAAAAAUUGCUAGACAGCUUUGCUUUAUUAUGUAUUACAGGAAUGCUAGUAAGAUUUUCUUUUAUUUAAUUAAUCCAUUGACUUUUCUUUUAAUAAUGAAGCAAUUACAGAGCAUGUAAAAAGAAAAAAAAAAUAAUGAAAUAAAUUCUUGCCAUUAUUUUAUUUAACGCACUGUUAUUUCGAUUAAAAGGUACGCCAAUAUUGUUUAUUAUGACUAACAAAAAAAAAAUUGCAGGUACUAUAUACAUUUAGUCCAAUAAAGCGUUUCAGAAAUAUUUAAGAUAUUGGUAAUCUGUACGCGUCCGUAAUCUGUAAUCUGUAAGUUGUCCCAGAUGUAAAUCGUCCGCCCAGUUAAUAGUAGUUCUGCCAACUCAAUGCUAUAUAGAAAUACUUAAUGAUUGAGUUUAAUCAAUAUAGUAUAUGUAUAGAAUGUUAUUGAGUCUUCUCAGCAAAUGGCGAUGGUAAUGUGACUUGUAGGUGGCAUGGAAAAAUUGUCUUAUGUAUUUUAUGUAAUUAUCUAAUAAUUAUAUUGCAACAGUAACAAGAAACUAAACAAAAAUGUUUGUAUUACUUUUUUUUAAGUAUUUUUAUUUAAUUAAAGUUUUUAUGAAUAUAUUGGAAUACAUUGGAACUUAUAGAAAAUAUAUGCACCUUAGAAAAAGAAAACACAAGUCCUAUGACCAAACGUGACAACUGUCGAUACGAUUUCUUUUUAAUUUUUUUUUUCUUUUAUUGUUAUAAUUCCUUAUAAAAGACAUUAAAGUGAGAAUCUACCGUGAAAAUGUAAGGUUUUGGUUUAUAAUAGAUUGGACAUUGUUCUUCACUAUUUGGAUCUAUUAUUAACAUAGUAAUGUCUUUUGUUUUCAUUCAUUGUCAUCGAUAUUGUAAGUACAAUUAUUUAUAUACAAAAACGGACUGUAUUUUUGUGAUGAAAAAUGAAACGAAAUACAACGUGUUUGUGAAUUUCACUAUUUAAGAAUUAUCACUUAAAUUUUCAUCAUUCAGGUGGAUCAUAUUAAUUAUAAUUUUAAAAAUUGUUAUCUUAUUUGAAAAAAUGUUUUUUUAGCCACUUCAAUAUUGAUUGACGAUAUGACUGUAAUAUUAGGUGAUCUGUUAUGCUUUUGUCUUACUUGUAAUUGAUUGAUUAAUUAUAAUAGUUAUACUUUAUAAGUGAAAAUAAUAAAAAAAUGUACUUCACAAAUCGAUUGUGUGUUUACUAUACGUAAACUAUUACGUUUGCGUAUAAUUAUUGCUAAAUUGCUAUUUACACUGUGUGUGAACGUUCCUUGUAAUAUAAUCGUAGGAAGAGAGACAGAUACUCUGUUGACGUUUCACUCACAUUGUGACCGUAAUCUUCGAUUGCGUAUUUAAUAAAAUAUAUAGUCAUGCAACACUAUAUUACAAUUAUUUAUACAUAAAGAAUAAUUGAAAUUCCAUUGCCUAGAAAUGCAUUUGAUUAUAAUUAAAAACGUUUUAUUUAGAUGAAUGAUUUAUUUUUUACUCCAACAUACACGUAAUUAUAAAAUACAAAAUAAAAAGCAUAAAACAAAACAGUAAAAUUAAAUGGUAAUCGUUUAAUUGCCGACGAUUUAAUGUCAUUUUUAUGUUGAUUCUAUACGACUAUCGUUUGAUUAACAAGUAUAUUUAGCAUUUUUUCGAGUCUGAUAGACACGUUAAAAUUUUGUACAAUACUGUACGAAUUUAGCUUGCCAAAUAUUGUGUAUUGUACUAAAAUUGAUGUCAACAUUGCUUUUUAUUUGCAAUAACUAUUUAAACACAUACAUAACAGAUGUGCGAAAUAACAAUGUUAAUAUUGUUAAAUUUAUAUUGCCUUAUCAGAUCGUAAUAAAUAUGUAUAACAUUAAACCCUUGUGAGAUAUACUAUCGAAAACCUUUGAAUAUUCUUUUAAAUUUCACAUUAUCGUUAAUUUCAGAUAAAGAAAUCUGUUAGCAGCCUGCUAGAUAAUAUUCAUAUAUGAUAUAUUACUUUUAAUAUUUAAUUUUUUUUAACAAAAAUGUCAUUAAAAAUAAACCUAGCCAAAAUGCCAACAUUCGGUGAUUUAUACAACUGUAUCUCACUUGAAUGGGAAAAUAUUAUUAUUAAAAACAAAAAUAAAAAACAAUAUAUCUAAUAAUUUAACUGUAAGAUUGUUUAUAUAGGCACAAAAAUAUAUAUAAUGUAAAACUUUUAAAAGAAAUUAUAAUUAUCUAAAAUUGAUUGAAUCAAUUUCAUAAAUGAAUUGGCUGAAAAGAAAAAUCUAAACCGUAUAGCUAUUUAAAGAAAAAAAAAAAACUUGAUAAAUAUUGUAUUUUUCGACAUAAUUUUGUUACGAAACAAUGAAUCAGGUAUGCAGGUAAGUGUAACAAAAUUAUUUAGGGUUGUACAAUAUACACUUGUAUAAACGAUUAUAUUUGAUGUUGUGGCACAAGCUGGCAGUUUAUUUACUUCAAAGUGACGCCAUGAGAGCUUUUCUAAUCAUGCGAUAAGAGUUUUAAAAUAAUUUCACUAAUUAUUCACUUAAUCACUUUUCAUAAUCGUAUCUUUAAAUUACUUAUUUUUAUAAAUAAAUAUACGUCACACACACAUAUAUAUAUAUAUAUAUAUAUAUAUAUAUAUGAUUUAAUAUUAAAACUACAAAGUAUAUUAUUGAACUAUUAUAGAUUCGCGUUUGGUUUUCCCAAAUCUGAUGGAAAAUGACUGCAAAACCUAAGAUUGAAACGCGCUUACUCAAAAGAUGAUUAUUCACUUUUGACGGAAAACAAAUAAGCAGGAAGCGUUUCACUUUUUUCUUGGGGGAAAUUGUUCAGUUUGGGCUUGGUAUAGACAUUACAACUAAUUCUGUAUCCAGGAGAUAGGUAUACAUUUUGAUUGGACAUUAUAAAUAAAUGCUAAGUUAUAACUGCUAUUUAAAAAAAUAUGGGUAUCCGGUGCGUUAAAUUGUAAUAGAUAAAUUUAAUUUUUAUUCGAUUACUUUAGACUUACUUGUUAAGUAGUUUUGUAAUUAUUUAUCGUAUGACUGCUCAAUCUUGUUUUUUACUAUUUUUUUUUUCUCUUAAGAAGUGAUCUGUACCAUUUUAAGAUCUUGUUAAUAUGAUAGUAUAUAAUUACAAGAGUAUGCAAUUUUUCACGAAUGCUACUUUAAUGUUAAAUGUGAAUCGAUCGAUUUAAUAAUGAUAUUUUAAUAUUGUGUUUAUUCGCACUUUCUUAUGUUUUAUAAUAUUAUAUAACAUCACUACGAAAUGGCGACUAACAUUUUCUAUAUUAUUUAUAAAUGUCAGUUAAUUUUUAUCUAUGUGUAUAUAUUACGUAUUUUGAAUAUAUGAACACAUUUAGGUAUUUAAUUGUAAUAAAUAUUUAACAUUUUUGUGAAAAAAAUAUUAUUAUAGGUCACUUGAAAUUUUGAUUUGAAGUUUCUUCUAAAUAGGGAGUUUCGAAAUAUGAUAAUUAGUUUAAUAUUAUUUUAUUAUAUUAUCUAGUUUAUUAUUGGGUAUAAAUAAGUUCCGCGACUUGCUAUUAUGAUUGUCCAAUGGUUUAAGUUUAUAUCGGAAGGACUUAGAAUAACUUUGAAUAUUAAUCAAGGCGAGCAUACAGAACCAUUAGUGGACUUUAGAUGUAGAUAGUAAGUAAUUUGUAAGCAAAUAAAUAAAUUAUUGAAA